AUGUACAUAGACCUGCUAAAAGGAAUGCAGAUGGAGCCAUACAAUACAGAAAAGUAUUCAAUAAAAAGUCUAGCACGAGUGAACAGCCAAAAAGGACUCCCACGUCAAAGAAAAUACAGAGCCAUGGACCCAAGGAGAUUGGGUUUGCUGUCAACUAUCCCUGCCCCAACAACACAGGAGUUACUAGAACACCAGCGCACCCGAGGAGAUGGUCAACGAUUGCCUCAGAAAUAA
Knipowitschia caucasica is the source of this 234-nucleotide messenger RNA. The record is from the annotation of a GenBank genome assembly. NCBI's taxonomy places the organism in Eukaryota, Metazoa, Chordata, Actinopteri, Gobiiformes, Gobiidae.